CAACUGCCAAUUACGGGCGGGAUACGUCACACGCCUACAGCAAUAUGGCUGCCACCAUAGAGUGUGGUACCGAUACAAAUACUUUAGUAAGCAACAUGUCCGUAAAAAAAGCUGUGGAGGCAACUUCCGCUCUCACACUUCGAAUUCUUGCCGAAUGCCCAGUGACAAAAGCAAGAGCUUGCGAUUUAAUACUCCCUCACAGCUCCGUUAGCACCCCGGUGUUCAUGCCCGUCGGCACCCAGGGGACUCUGAAGGGGAUCACAGUGGACCAGCUAGAAGGUCUUGGAUGUCACAUUUGUCUUGGAAACACAUACCACCUGGGCAUGAGACCGGGGCCUGAUUUAAUCGAAAAAGCCAAUGGAUUGCAUGGGUUCAUGAACUGGAAGAGAAAUCUAUUAACUGACAGUGGAGGGUUUCAAAUGGUGUCUCUCGUUGAGCUGUCAGAGGUGACUGAGGAAGGCGUCAAGUUUAGAUCCCCCUAUGAUGGCAAAGAGAUCCUUCUAAGCCCUGAGAAAUCCAUCAGCAUACAGAACAGUCUGGGGUCAGACAUCAUGAUGCAGCUGGAUGACGUGGUCAGCAGUACCGUGACAGGACCCCGGGUGGAGGAGGCCAUGCACAGAUCCAUUCGCUGGCUGGAUCGCUGCAUAUCGGCCAAUAAGAACCCGGACAAACAAAACCUCUUUGCCAUCAUCCAAGGAGGGUUAAAUGCAGACCUUCGCAAGGCCUGCUUAGAUGAAAUGACUCAACGCAAUGUUCCUGGUUUUGCCAUUGGAGGUCUGAGUGGAGGAGAGGAGAAGGAUGAUUUUUGGCGGAUGGUCACACUGAGCACUGACCACCUGCCACGUGAAAAGCCCCGUUACCUAAUGGGUGUAGGGUAUGCUGUGGAUUUGGUGGUGUGUGUCGCUCUAGGAUGUGAUAUGUUCGACUGUGUGUUCCCCACCCGCACUGCAAGGUUUGGCUCUGCCUUGGUGCCUUGGGGAUCUCUACAGGUAAAACAUAAGCAGUAUGCCAAAGACUUUCAGCCCAUAGACUCAGACUGUCAGUGUCCCACCUGCAAGAGACAUAGUCGGGCUUACCUACAUGCUCUGUUUAAGAGCGACACUGCGGCCAUGCAUCACAUCACCAUCCAUAACAUUUCCUACCAGCUCACCCUGAUGAACUCUGUGAGGCAGAGCAUUGUGGAAGGCCGCUUCCCUCAGUUUAUACAGACGUUCAUGAAGCGAAUGUUUCCUUCUCGGGACCAGUACCCCAGCUGGGCUGUGGAUGCCCUCGCCUCUGUCAACGUCACAUUGGAAUAACAACAAUUUUUCUUCAAAUGGACAUUUUGAAAUGAAAGGUUUUAUAUCUUUUAAAUGCCCUUUUUAAUAAAAGAUUGCUCUUUGUUUA
Betta splendens (Siamese fighting fish) is the source of this 1386-nucleotide messenger RNA. It is a transcript of the gene qtrt1, whose product is annotated as queuine tRNA-ribosyltransferase 1. The record is from RefSeq and is a predicted model, not a curated record. The coding region runs from base 45 to 1298 and encodes 417 amino acids. Lineage: Eukaryota; Metazoa; Chordata; Actinopteri; Anabantiformes; Osphronemidae. The transcript has 9 exons. Gene Ontology annotation, molecular function: tRNA-guanosine(34) queuine transglycosylase activity. Gene Ontology annotation, cellular component: cytosol.